UUACGCAACACAGUUUAAACUAGAUAGGAAAGCCACAGAGUUGUAGCUUUAAGAAAGUUCUAAGAUGAAGAUUUUUACAGAGUUUAAUCGAACAGCAUUAGUUUAAUAAUUUAAUAAUCGUUAAUAAAAUUCCCAAAAUAUCUGAAAGGUUUGGUAUACAAGACAAUGGAGUCUCCACCAACCAGAGAUCAAGAUUUUCAGUGCAGUAAUGGCAGCUUCAGCCGGGACGCCGACUCCCCGCUGCCCCCCGUUUCCGAGCGGCUGGCUCACCUCCGCCCCUCACGGGAGCUGCUGGAGUUCUACCGGCAGAAGGUGGCGCAGUUCGAUAGCGAGCAUGAGGACCUGCUGCAGAUGCUGGAGAAGCACAGGUCCACAACAGAGGACCAGCACAAGCUGCAGUGGGAGGUGAGGCAGCGGGAGAGCGAGAUCGCCGAGCUGCAGAAGGCCCUGAGCGAUAUGCAGCUCUGCCUGUUCCAGGAGAGGGAGCAGGCGCUCAGGCUCCACUCUGAGAACGACCGGCUGAAAAUCAGGGAGCUGGAAGACCGGAAGAAGAUCCAGCACCUUCUGGCGCUGGUGGGUCCAGAUGUAGGAGAGAUCACAUAUUUUCACCAGGAGCCUCCACACAGAGUUAUCAUCCCUCAAAAGAAUAUUCAGCCCAGGAUUCCGGAUCGACGGAGACCAGAAAAAACAGAAUCGCGGCGGAAGGUGUCCAGAUGUGUGACGGGCACAGACAUUGGGGUUAACUGUGAGCAGUACAAGAAGGACAACCAGACUUUGCUGCUGCAGGUGGAGGCGUUGCAGGCCCAGAUGGAAGAGCAGACACGCCUUGCCAAGGAACAGGUGGAAACAUUGCAGGAGGACCGACGGAUCCAUAUGGAGGAGUCCCAAGUGCAGCAACAGAGGGAUCAAGACCGAAUCGCAGCGCUCACUGAAAAGCUGCAGCGCACCCAGAGCCUUCUGUACGAGAGCACCAGGGACUUCCUGCAGCUCAAGUUUGAGACCCGUUCACGCGAGAAGGGCUGGAUGACAGAGAAGGACCGGCUUCUGCGGCAGCUAGACUCCUUCCAGGAGAAGCUAAGGGAGCACCGCGGCAGCCAGACCCUGGGCUACAGCGCCCCCGUCCUCUCCACACCAACUCCUGAACUGCAGUCACAUCAGACGCAGAAGGAGGAAAUUAGGGCACUCCAGGAGGAACUGAAGCAGACACAUCGGUUGGCUACCAUGUACAGGGAGCAGUGCGUGGGCCUGGAGGCGGAGCUGGCACAAAUUCGGGAGGAGGGCGACGUUGGCAGGGAAAUCUUUAAGGAACGCUCUGACAAGAUGGCCAAGCGGCUGCAGAUGAUGACGCAGCGUUACGAGGCUCUGGAGAAGCGGAGGGCCAUGGAGGUAGAAGGCUUCAGGACAGACAUCAAGCAGUUGCGGCAGAAGCUGAAGGACGUGGAGAAGCAGCUCUUCAGGGUGAUGUUGAACGUGGGCCCAAACCAGGACUUGGCCAUCCUACAUGAGGUGCGACAGACCAAUGAGCGCACCAAGAAGGUCCAGGGCGAGCUGAGGACCCUCAAAGCCAAGAUCUACGGCUUGGAGAACGAGCUGAGAUACUGCUGAGAUGUGCCACCACAACGCCGCUCGCCCGCUGUCUUUUAUAAAGCACAGUUUGUCACUUUGGAUUAACACAUUAGGUUUGAAAAGAUACAGGUACAAUUUUAUACCUUGCUGAAUGUUUUAUGAUAUUUUGGAAACUGCUCUGAAUUCUUAUUAUGUAAGAUAUGACUUGAUUUUUUUGUAAGUUGAAUUUCAAUAGAAUUUUUCAACUUUGUUUUUAUAUUAAAGCUAUAAAUUGUUGUA
Brienomyrus brachyistius is the source of this 1845-nucleotide messenger RNA. RefSeq names its product coiled-coil domain containing 77 (gene ccdc77). NCBI's taxonomy places the organism in Eukaryota, Metazoa, Chordata, Actinopteri, Osteoglossiformes, Mormyridae. Gene Ontology annotation, cellular component: centrosome. The record is from RefSeq and is a predicted model, not a curated record. The coding region runs from base 166 to 1605 and encodes 479 amino acids. The transcript has 12 exons.